Messenger RNA from Closterium sp. Naga37s-1, 6555 nucleotides. The record is from the annotation of a GenBank genome assembly. NCBI's taxonomy places the organism in Eukaryota, Viridiplantae, Streptophyta, Zygnematophyceae, Desmidiales, Closteriaceae.
AUGCCACGUCUUGCACGGCGGCAGGAGCGGAGGCGCCGGAGGACGGCGGGGAAAGACAGGCAGCAGGAGCCGCUAGUGGGGGGCCGGCAGGACCUACAGGUGGGCGGGCCGCAAGGGGCCCAGGAGAGGGCCCGGCAGCCGCCGGUGGGGAUGGGGCAGCAGCGGCUGCGGAGCGGAGGGCAGCAGGAGCUGCCGAGCGGAGGGCAGCAGCAGAUGCAGAGCGGAGGGCAGCAGCAGCUGCAGAGCGGAGGGCAGCAGGAGAUGCGGAGCGGAGGGCAGAAGCAGCUGCGGAGCGGAAUGCGGCAGCUGCAGCAGAGCGGAGGGCAGAAGGCGUGGGAGGCUGGGGGGCAGCAGAAGCUGAAGGCUGGGGCCCAGCAGGGGCUGCAGGCUGGGGGGCAGCAGGAGCUGGCUGGAGGGCAGCAGGAGCAGGCCGGAGGCCAGCAGGCGUUGGAGGCGGAGAUGGAGGUGGAGCAGGGGGGCGGGGAGCAGCAGGAGCUGCAGGCUGGGGGGCAGCAGAAGCUGCAAGCUGGGGCCCAGCAGGGGCUGCAGGCUGGGGGGCAGCAGGAGCUGGCUGGAGGCCAGCAGGCGUUGGAGGCGGAGAUGGAGGUGGAGCAGGGGGCCGGGGAGCAGCAGGAGCUGCAGGCUGGGGGGCAGCAGGAGCAGCAGGCUGGGGCCCGGCAGGGGCUGCAGGCUGGGGGGCAGCAGGAGCUGGCCGGAGGCCAGCAGGCGUUGGAGGCGGAGAUGGAGGUGGAGCAGGGGGGCGGGGAGCAGCAGGAGCUGCAGGCUGGGGGGCAGCAGAAGCUGCAAGAUGGGGGGCAGCAGGAGCCGCAGGCUGGGGGGCAGCAGGAGCCGCAGGAGCUGGAGAUGGAGAUGGAGGAGCCACAAGAGGAGGCGCGAGGGGAGCUGCCGCCCGGGCAGCACAGGCCAAGCAGAAAGGCCGCGGGCACGGCGCCGAAGGGGGCGAUGACAGGGAGGGCAGAGGGCUGGGGGCCAGCCGGGGGUGACCGGAGCAGCUCAGGGAAAGCAGCAGCCAGGGGGACAGCCAGGGGUGACUGGAGCACCCCAGAGAGAGCAGCAGCCAGGGGGACAGCCGGGGGUGACCCGAGCACCCCAGGGAGCGCAGCAGCCAGGGGGGCAGCCGGGGGUGACCGGAGCACCCCAGGGAGAGCAGCAGCCAGGGGGGCAGCCGGGGGUGACUGGAGCACCCCAGAGAGAGCAGCAGCCAGGGGGGGAGCCGGGGGUGACCGGAGCACCCCAGAGAGAGCAGCAGCCAAGGGAGCAGCCGGGGGUGAUUGGAGCACCCCAGGGAGCGCAGCAGCCAGGGGGGCAGCCGGGGGUGACCCGAGCACCCCAGAGAGAGCAGCAGCCAGGGGGGCAGCCGGGGGCGACCGGAGCACCCCAGGGAGCGCAGCAGCCAGGGGGGUAGCCGGGGGUGACCGGAGCACCCCAGGGAACGCAGCGGCCAGGGGGGCAGCUGGGAGUGACCGGAGCACCCCAGGGAGAGCAGCAGCCAGGGGGGCAGCCGGGGGUGACCGGAGCACCCCAGGGAGAGCAGCAGCCAGGGGGGCAGCCGGGGGUGACCGGAGCACCCCAGGGAAUGCAGCAGCCAGGGGGGCAGUCGAUGGCCGACCAGGAGCAGCAGUUGGAGGAGUGGAGCCGACUUUGGAGUUAGAUACCCCCAUGGCGACUGCAGAGGAGUCAGAGGUGGACGGAGAACCUCCUAGGCCGCCUUCCCCAUGCCCCCGUUUUCCGUGUGAUACGUGUUUUCACACAUUCGCUACGCGAGGGGCUGUUGCGAACCACAUGAGGGUGUGCCGGGCGGCUGAGGCAGAGAGUCGUGCGCAGGCACUUGGCUCGAUCCCGUCUCUAGUGGAGACCGACACGCAGGAGCGACCGACGCCGCGGGAAUUUGGGGACGAGGCGUGGGCCGGGGUUACGUCAUGGGAGUGGGAAGCAUUUUUCAGUGUGGAGGCCGUUGGAGGGAGGACAGUGCGCCAGAUCCCACAGCGGGCCCGGUCGGGGGUCUUAGACGCGCUAUGUUGCGUCUUAAAGCGUUUGAAGAGCCGACCGGGGGAUGAAGCCGCUACCCUCCUACUCUUGGCGUUUCCGCGCCUCAUCCUAGCCGUGCCUCCCAAGCCAGGCAUAGGUCAGAAGGCGCUAAUCACAGAGCGGCUGGGGGCGUUCUGGGAGGGGAGGUGGCGGGAGCUGUUCGACUCUGCCAUGGUGGCGGCGCGGCCAGCAGUUCGCCCACUUGCCUACACUUGCUCUGACAAGGACCCGGAUGCCAUCCGCCUGUCACGGUGCCGAUCUCGGUGUAAAGUGGGAAAGUGGAGCCGUGGAAUGGCUUGCCUUACAGCAGGAGAGUUGGCUCGACCGUCUGAGGCCAUGGUGCAGUCGCUGCGAGAGAAGCACCCUGCUAGCACUGGCGAGUUCUCCCACCCAGCCGUCGCUCUCGCUCCCACCCCGCCGUAUCCUCUCCCUCACUACCCGCCUUCACCUCUCCUAUUCACCUCACAGUCACUCAGUCCCACACCACGAUCUCCUCUUCCUUACUUCCCCGUCGUCGCCUCUCCCUCCUCCCCGUCGUCGCCUCUCCCUCCUCCCCAUCGUCGCCUCUCCCUCCUCCCCGUCGUCGCCUCUCCCUCCUCCCCGUCGUCGCCUCUCCCUCCUCCCCGUCGUCGCAUCUCCCUCCUCCCCGUCGUCGCCUCUCCCUCCUCCCCGCCGUCGCCUCUCCCUCCUCCCCGCCGUCGCCUCUCCCUCCUCCCCGCCGUCGCCUCUCCCUCCUCCCCGUCGUCGCCUCUCCCUCCUCCCCGCCGUCGCCUCUCCAUCCUCCCCGCCGUCGCCUCUCCCUCCUCCCCGCCGUCGCCUCUCCCUCCUUCCCGCCGUCGCCUCUCCCUCCUCCCCGUCAUCGCCUCUCCCGCCGUCGCCUCUCCCUCCUCCCCGCCGUCGCCUCUCCCUCCUCCCCGCCGUCGCCUCUCCCUCCUCCCCGCCGUCGCCUCUCCAUCCUCCCCGCCGUCGCCUCUCCCUCCUCCCCGCCGUCGCCUCUCCCUCCUUCCCGCCGUCGCCUCUCCCUCCUCCCCGUCGUCGCCUCUCCCUCCUCCCCGCCGUCGCCUCUCCCUCCUCCCCGCCGUCGCCUCUCCCUCCUCCCCGUCGUCGCCUCUCCCUCCUCCCCGCCGUCGCCUCUCCCUCCUCCCCGCCGUCGCCGCUCCAUCCUCCCCGCCGUCGCCGCUCCUUCCUCCCCGCCAUCGCCUCUCCCUCCUCCCCGCCGUCCCCUCUCCCUCCACGCGGUUGCCUCUCCCUCCUCCCCGCCGUCGCCGCUCCCUCCUCCCCGCCGUCGCCUCUCCCUCCUCCCCGCCGUCGCCUCUUCCUCCUCCCCGCCGUCGCCUCCGGCGACAGGUGCACGAGCGCAAGCGUGAGUUGGUGCGCGAGCGCGGAUUGCCUAGCCGCAUUGCCGCCCUCUUCGCGCUAGUCGCUCUCGCCUCUCUCCUCACCUGCAUCUUCCUCUCCCUCCCACCCGCGGCCCCUCCGCCGCUCCCCCUCGUCCCCCUCACCGCCAUCGCCGCUGCCGCCCACCCACAUGCCGCCGUGACUGCCGCAGGAGGGAGAGGGGGAACAGCACGGCGGUUGCAGGGGCUGCGCGCGCCCCGUGACACCAAGCGCAAGUGGAAUGGCGGAAGCUUCCUCGAGUUCUCUGCGGACGAGAGUGCGCGCAUUAACGGACUGGGGGGGAGUGGAAGUGCGCGAGAUGCGCGGGCGCAAAGGGAGUCGGGAGAAAAGGGAGCGGAAAAGACGAGGAACAGCGGAUGGCCAGGCGUAAACAGGCGGGGCGGAGGGAUGGUGUGGCGGGUGGGAUGGUGGGGAGGUGGGGGUGGAUCAGACGGAAGCAAGUCCGAUGCCGUUGGCGCGAGCGACGAGCGCGCACAUGGCGGCGUGGCGGAGAGCGCGAGGGCGCUGGCAGUGACGGCGAGGGGCGGGCGCGGCGGGCUGCACAGCGAGGGCGGGAAGAGCCGUGGGGCGCGGGAGGCCAAGGGGGAAGCGCAGGACGCGGUGGCACCAGUGGUUGAGGCGCAGCAAGUGGAGGGGCGCGGAGAGGGGGGGGGAGGUGUGGCGACGGGGAUGCGAGCGGUGGGGCGGCUGGCAGAUAUGGAGGUGCUGCCGCUGGGGCAGGGGAUGGGGGGACGACGACAGGCAGUGGCAGGGGGGGAUGAGGGGGGGAGUGCGUGUGAGCGGAUGGCAGGGAGGGCAGUGCAGAGGGUGGGCAGGCGCGGGGCGCUGGUACCUGAGGAGGGCCGCGCGCCCGCCAACGCCACCUCGCCUGCGCGCAGGGGCGGGGAGAGCAGGGCGCGCGCAGCAGCGGAGGGGCGCGGGCAGUGGCGCGUGCGGCGCGUGGCGCUGCACCCGGCAGUGCGGCGCUCCACGGGGCUGCCUCUGCGCUGCCACCAAUGGCGCAGCGACGCCGUCUUCCUCCUCUCCGCCGCCCUGCCCGGUCACGGCCUCAGCCCCCUCCUGCUCGUGCGCCCCCGCCUCCCCACUUGCCCCCUCCCCACCAUCUUCCCCUCGAAGCUUUCUCACAUACUCCCCUUGCUGCUGCGUUCCCCUCCCUUUCCUACUUACUCCCCUCUGGUUUCCCUCUUCAUCCCCUCUGCUUUCCCUCUUAGUCCUCCUCUCUGCUUCCACACUUGCUUCCCUCCCUGCUUUUUUCCCUCCUCAUGCUUCCUCGCUUCUUCCCCGCGCUGCCCCCCCAUGUGCACGCCUCUCUGUGGCGCCAUGCCAUGCCGAGGCCAGGAGUUGGAUGCGCGCCUGCAGGCGGUGGGGCUACAGCACACGCUUGCCCUCGUGCCGCGCAACGUCUCACAUGCCCAUGCUCUCAGGUACGCCCCUCUGUACCGCGCAGCACCGCAGGGCGGGGGGCGAGCAGGGGCGGGGAGGCAGGACGUGCGGUACAGUGCAGCGCAUGCAGAGGUGUGGGCGCGCGUGGUGGCAGCACGGAUGCCGUUCGCCCUGGUGCUGGAGGAGGACGCCCUCAACCGCAGCGAGGGCGUCGCCGCCUGGCAGGCGCGCUUCGAAAUGCUGCUGUGGGAGCUGAAUCUGCUGAUGCUGCAGCGCGCCGACCGCUUCUUCUUUGACGUGCUGCUGCUGGCGCGCCACGGCCUCGCGCCCUACGCGGAGCAGCAGCUGGCGCCGGGCAUCGUGAGCGCGCAGCCCAGUGAGGCCAUGCACGCCUACCUUCUCUCCUACGCCGGUGCCAAGCGCCUCCUCGCCCUCUCCCGCUUCCACUCGCCAGUGGCGGAGAGCACGGGAGGCAUCCCUGGCAUGACCAUACUGGCAGCGGAGCCACCUCUCUUCGCCACCACCAUCUUCGCCUGCUCGCCCAAGCCCUGCCGCACACCGCCGCCUGCGCUCUCCCUGCCCGCCUCCACGCGCCUCACCCCUGCCUGCCGCUCCACCAUCCUGCUCACCCUGCCCGCCCACCCCUCCAUGCCCGGCGCUGCCCUGCACGCCCCCUGGCGCAUGCACGACCCUGUCCCCGCCGGCCCACGCCCCUCCAUCCCCUCCUCCUCGCCUGCCUUCUGCCCACACCUCUCCCCCGCGCAGUGCCUGCUCGCAAACCACCUGCCACGCCUGCUGCCCCACGUGCGCGCCCCUCCUCUGCUCCUCCUCCCCCCCACGCUGCCCCCAUCGCUGCCCCUCUGGCCGGCCUACGUGCUCUCACUGCGCCGGUCCCCCCAGCGCCUGCAGCGAGUGCUGCCGCUGCUGCAGCAGCAGGGCUUCGGGGACGUGGUGGUGGCUCACGGCGUGGAUGGGGGCAGGGGACAGAGAGGGGGGGAAGGGGCGCAGGGCAGGGGGGAGGAGGCGGAGGCGGAGGCGGAGAGGAACCUGGACGUGUUUGGGGGGCUGGUGGGGGCGGGGGCGGUGUCGGUGACACGGCGCUCCAUCAAGUGGCACAAGCUGGCGGAGCGGCGGCGCGAGCGGCUCACGAGAGGGGAGGUGGCGUGUGCUCUCUCGCACUACCUCGUGUGGCUUGAGGUGCUGCGCAGGAAGCUUCCCUACACCAUUAUACUAGAGGAUGACGUCACCUUCACUACAAGCACAUUCCGGGCCGACUUUGAACGGAACAUCGCCGAGGCCAAUGAGCUGUUGACACGUCAGCACAGCCCGGAGUCACCACCAGACAUCAUGUUUGUGGGGCACAUGGGGGUGCUGGCAGGCCACUUCAUGCCGCUGCUGUCCCCCCACAUCGCAUGGGACCCACUCUCCUGGUGCUCCUUUGCCUACAUCAUCUCCCACCGGGGUGCAGCGCGCCUGGUGGCGGGCUUUAAGGUGGACGACCCGCUCGACUCCCUCUGCAGGGCGGUGGCCAGUGGAUGUGAGCCACCUGCGAUCUCCCAUUUGACUUGCCACUGCCAAUCUCAAUGCCUGCUCUUCGCCAUCACCUACGAGUCCACUGCAACUCAGGGCAUGUUCCUACACCUCCUGUCAGCCCCACCUCGUGUCACACUCUCAUUGUACAGAGCGUUUCACACGUUUGAUCUGGUUCAGUUCGGUGCAAGGUGA